AUGGGAAGCCCAGCAAUUGGAAUCGAUUUGGGUACAACAUACUCAUGUGUCGCUGUGUACAAGGACAACAAUGUGGAAAUCAUUCCAAACGACCAGGGAAACAGAACAACACCAUCAUAUGUUGCCUUUACCGAUACUGAAAGGUUGAUUGGAGAUGCAGCCAAAAACCAGGAAGCACGCAACCCAGAAAACACCAUCUUCGACGCCAAGAGACUUAUUGGUAGGAAGUUCGACGAUAGGACAGUCCAAGAAGAUAUGAAGCACUGGCCAUUCAAGGUCACUAACGGACCGAACGGAAAACCGAACAUUGAGGUGACCUUCCAAGGGGAGAGGAAGACCUUCCACGCCGAGGAAAUAUCCUCAAUGGUGCUCACGAAGAUGAAGGAGAUAGCGGAGGCGUUCAUCGGCAAGUCAGUGAAGGACGUAGUCAUCACAGUGCCAGCCUACUUCAACGACUCGCAGCGCCAGGCGACGAAGGAUGCAGGAACCAUAGCAGGCCUGAACGUGAUGAGAAUCAUCAAUGAGCCGACUGCAGCAGCAAUAGCAUACGGCCUUGACAAGAAGAGCGGAGGAGAAAAGAACGUAUUGAUCUUUGACCUGGGAGGUGGAACUUUUGAUGUUAGCAUACUGACGAUAGAAGACGGAAUCUUCGAGGUCAAGGCCACGGCAGGAGACACGCACCUGGGAGGAGAGGACUUCGACAACCUGCUGGUGGAGCAUUGCGUGCGUGACUUCAUGCGCCUCAACAACGGAAAGAACCUGUCCUCAAACAAGAGAGCACUCAGGAGACUGAGAACGCACUGCGAACGCGCAAAGAGAGUACUCUCGAGCUCGACGCAGGCAACAAUAGAGCUGGACUCAUUGUACGAGGGCAUUGACUACAACACCACGAUCAGCAGAGCAAGGUUCGAGGAGCUGUGUAACGAGAAGUUCAGAAGCACGCUGGUGCCAGUGGAGAAGGCGCUUGAGUCAUCAGGACUUGACAAGAGGAGCAUCCACGAGGUGGUGCUGGUUGGAGGCUCGACGAGAAUCCCGAAGAUACAGACGCUCAUCAAGAACUUCUUUAACGGAAAGGAGCCCUGCAGGUCAAUUAACCCAGACGAAGCAGUGGCAUACGGAGCAGCAGUGCAAGCAGCAAUCCUGUCAGGAAACCAGUCGGAGAAGAUCCAGGAACUGCUCUUGCUCGACGUGGCACCACUCUCGCUCGGCCUCGAGACGGCAGGAGGAGUCAUGACAGUUUUAAUCAAGAGGAACACGACGAUUCCAACGAAGAAGAACCAAAUAUUCACGACCAAUGAAGACCGCCAGGAGGGAGUGCUGAUCCAAGUGUUUGAAGGAGAAAGAGCAAUGACGAAGGACAAUAACCUGCUCGGAAAGUUCCACCUCAGCGGAAUAGCACCAGCACCGAGAGGAGUGCCGCAAAUCGAGGUCACAUUCGACAUUGACGCUAACGGCAUCCUCAACGUGACGGCCAUGGACAAGUCGACCGGAAAGUCGGAGCACGUGACGAUCACGAACGACAAGGGACGCCUGAGCCAGGAGGAAAUAGACCGCAUGGUCGAGGAGGCCGAGAAGUACAAGGAGGAGGACGAGAAGCGCAGGAAGUGCGUCGAGAGCCGCCACAAACUCGAAAACUACUGCUACAGCAUGAAGAACACGCUCAGCGAGGAGCCCGCGAAGCAGAAGCUCAGCGCCGAGGAGGUCGAAAAGGCCAUGGCUGAGCUCACCGACGCACUCAAGUGGGUCGAGAGCAACCAGCUGGCCGAGCACGACGAGUUCGAGGACAAGCUCAAGCACGUCGAGAGCGUCUGCAACCCGCUGGUCACGAAGCUCUACCAGUCGGGCGGGGCACCGGCAGGCGGCCCUGACAUGGCGGGCGGCGCAGGCUUCCCAGGCGGCCAGGCCCCGCCCCCGUCCUCGGGCCCCACGGUCGAGGAGGUAGACUGA
Molecule: messenger RNA, 1947 nt
Organism: Theileria orientalis strain Shintoku
Lineage: Eukaryota; Apicomplexa; Aconoidasida; Piroplasmida; Theileriidae
Product: heat shock protein
Exons: 1
Coding region: 1-1947 (648 amino acids)
Biological process (GO): cellular response to unfolded protein; protein refolding
Cellular component (GO): cytoplasm
Molecular function (GO): heat shock protein binding; ATP-dependent protein folding chaperone; ATP binding
Source: RefSeq, a predicted model, not a curated record